Thamnophis sirtalis is the source of this 1209-nucleotide messenger RNA. The record is from RefSeq and is a predicted model, not a curated record. NCBI's taxonomy places the organism in Eukaryota, Metazoa, Chordata, Lepidosauria, Squamata, Natricidae.
AUGAAGAAUCUUUACUUGGACCAAAAUGGAGAUGUAGCAGCAGAUCUGGUCAUCAGGACCUGGAAGGUUCUCCCCAACUUGGGUCACAACUAUUGGUACACAGGGAGCUUUGAAAGAGGAAGACUUUUUAUCAGCCAAGAUGAUCUUUCACGGCAAAAGUUGCUCAACAAGUCCCUGCCUCAGUCCCAUUGUGUGAAAAGUUGCCAUCCUGGCUUUGUCAAGAGAGCUCGAGAAGGAGAGCCAGUUUGUUGCUACAAUUGUGUUCCUUGUCCGGAAGGGACCUUCUCCCCUCAGGAAGAUACAGAAAAAUGCACAAAUUGUCCAGAUGACAAAUAUCCAAAUGAAGACCGAGUCCAAUGCAUCCCCAAAGUUAUAGCCUUCCUGUCUUAUGAAGAACAUCUGAGCAUCAUCCUGGUCUCUUUUGACCUACUCUUCUUCCUAAAUACAGGCCUUGUUUCAAUCAUCUUCAUAAAAUACAGAGAAACUCCCCUUGUCAAAGCCAACAACCGGGACCUCUCCUACAUCCUCCUGGUCUCCCUCCUGCUUUGCUUCUUGUCUCCUUCUCUCUUCAUUGGUCAGCCAAGGAAAGCCACCUGCCUUCUACGACAGAUGGUUUUCAGCAUCCUCUUCUCAGUUGCCAUUUCUUCUCUCUUGGCCAAAACCAUCACGGUGGUGCUGGCUUUCCUGGCCACAAAACCAGGAAACCGAGUGAAGAGAUGGUUGGGGAAGAGCUUGGCCAACUCCAUCAUCCUGUCUUGUUCUGCUGUCCAAAUUAUCAUCUGUUCCAUCUGGCUGGGAGUUUCUCCCCCAUUCCCUGACUCUGACCUCCACUCCCAGCCUGGAGAGAUCAUCCUGCAAUGCAACGAAGGGGCCGUUGUCAUGUUCUACCUCACCCUCAGCUACAUGGGCUUCCUGGCUGCCAUCUGCUUCACGGUGGCUUUCUUGGCCAGGAAUCUGCCUGGGGCCUUCAACGAAGCCAAGCUGAUCACCUUCAGCAUGCUGGUCUUCUGCAGCGUCUGGGUGACUUUUGUGCCCACCUACCUGAGCACCAAAGGGAAGUACAUGGUGGCUGUUCAGGUCUUCUCCAUCCUGGCCUCCAGUGCUAGUCUGCUGGGCUGCAUCUUCAUCCCCAAAUGCUACAUUAUCCUCCUGAGGCCAGACCUGAACACAAAGGAGCAUCUCACAGCCAGAAUAAAUGUAAAAACAUGA